GUAGUAAACACACCCUUGUCUCCGAUCGGCCGAAGAUCACCACCCAUUUUCAACCCAAGAACCAUUUUGGAGAAACUUGGUGGUGAUUUACAUUUAGUUUGUUUUAAUUUGUAUUUUGCUCGACUACAGGGGCACCUAGUGGUGUUAUGACUAUUUGAAGAGCUUUGACGUUAAAGGUAGCCUGUAUUUGAGAUGGACGAAGAACUUGUGGAACCUGUGAAAGAAGAGGUUCACAGUCGAAACUCACUGUGUCGUCUUUGUGCAUGUUAUACGCAACUACUUAUUCCCAUAUUCGAGAGUGAAGGACUAGAAAAUAGUCUCUCUGAUAAGAUUGAAAAAUAUUUACCCAUACAGGUUGGCCCAAGUGAUGUCCUUCCGGUGCACAUUUGUUUUCAAUGUGCUUCUACUGUUCUUUCAUGGCACGAGCUUUCGGAAUCUUGUGUUGAAGCUCAACAUAAAUUGAAAGCUAUGUUUGGUGCAAACAGUGAUCCCCAGUGUUCACCUUCUGGUUCAAGAGAUGCUGAUAUCUAUGAAGAUACAGCUUCACAUUCCGAUAUGUUUACUGCUGAUAAUCCUACAACCUCUAAUGAUGAAAUGUUCUCGAGUGACAAUCAAAGUGAAACUCAAAAAGCUAUUCAGGAUAUUGGAGAAGCACUGUCUAAGGGUGGAGAAACAGAAAGGUUGAAUGCAAAAAGACAGAUCUCAUUCACUGAGUACCAUGCUUUUCGCAAUUCCCCUCCAACACUAAACUUGCCAAAGCUCUGUGUGGACUCUGAUGCCUUCAACGCUAAUUCUUUAAGAAAAGAUGAUUACAAAACCGACACAAAAGUGUCAGAUGUGGUUUUUGAACCAUAUCGGGAUAAUAGUAGCACAACUCCAUCAGAUAGUUCUGACUCAUCAGAUGAUAGCUAUGUGCCUCCGAAAAAACUAAAAGCUGUGGCCAAAAGGAAACAGACUCGCUCUAGCUCCACAAAGAAACAAGAGCAACAGAACCAGAAGUCACUCACAACCCACGGCAUACUGAACUGUUUGUUGUGUCCAAAGCGUUUUAAUCGCAGAUGUGACUUGGCUAAACAUUUUCGGACCCAUAAUGCUGGUAUUAAAAGUGAGCCUGAAGAUGAGCAGUCAGAUACUGAUGUGUAUGGUGAAAGUAGCACAGUUGAUAUUCAGGAAAAGUCAGCAUCACCAUCCAGUGAAAAAGAGGCAGUUAAAGAGCCUGUUAAAAAAACUGUUUAUCAAGUUACAUGCAACAAUUGCAACAGAAAAUUUAAGACGAAAGAAUUGUUACAACGUCAUGUCACAGGAGAUCAAUGCAUCAUGACACUUCCAGACACAUCCCCCGUCAACUCAGAGUCUCCAGUAGGUUCGUCUUCUCAAAAUGAAACCAUUGCAGUUGAUGUGCACAUUAAAGAAGAAGAUAUGGAUGAACUUGAUGAUGAGAUGAAAGAUUCAGAUUACAGUGUGAGCAGUGAAGAAAGUGAUAAAAAGGAAAAAACUCGACGUCCUGCUAUAAUCAAGGAAAAGCCAAUCUAUAAAUGUGAAGUAUGCAAAAAGCAAUUUAAAUUAAAAGAAAGCUAUACGACUCACAAACGAAUUCAUACAGGUGAGAAACCAUUUACCUGUCACUUGUGUGGCAAGCAGUUCUCCCACUCUGGAGGCUUAUCCUACCAUUUGCGUCAUGUGCAUAUGGGAAUCAAAGAGCAUCCAUGUGAUAUUUGUGGGAGGAAGUUUGCGUUGAAAGCUGCAAUGCAAGAUCAUCGCCGCAUCCACACUGGUGAAAGACCUUAUGUCUGUGAUGUUUGUGGAAAAUCUUUCAAAAGCAAAGCAUCAUUGUACAUCCAUGGGAAGACACACACUGAUCAAUAUCCUCAUCCGUGUGAGUACUGUACCAAAAAAUUCAGGUGGCGCCAGCAGUUAUUGGGUCAUCUAACAACACAUACUGGUGAAAAGAAGCAUCACUGUAAAAUAUGCAAUAAGGGCUUCGGAGUUCGUAAUGAUCUUACUCGUCAUGAGCGUAUACACUCAGGCCAAAAACCAUUCAAAUGCUCUGUGUGUGGUCUUGCUUUUGGGCAAAAGCGUUACCUCAAGAACCACCUCAAAUCUCGUCAUGGUAUUCUUCGGAUGGAGACUGUUGAGGCUACUAACUCUUAGACAUGCCAAAUAUGUUUAUUCUCAAAUUCAAGCCCUGAAAAUUAUCAUCACCAAAAUAGAUAGCAAAACGGUGUGUGAGAUGUUUUCAUCUGAUUUAUGAACAUAAAACGGAUUUUUCUAAUAACCCCACAUACUGUACUGUAUAGUUAAGUCUUUUUGCUAUCAGCCUACGAAGCCAUUGUGCCAAUAUUAUUAAUGGCUUUGUCCCUCUUUUAAUCAGUUACUUCUAAAUGAAAUGUAUUCUAGUUCUUUGAAUUAAAUCAAUGCCCUUGCCUAUUUGGUAGUUAGCCUCUUGCAAAGUUCCAUGUAAUGGUUCUGCUUAGAUUUUACUGUGUCUACUGUUGACUGUUUUGUUUAAUUUAAUUAUGUUACGGUUUACUGUUGAAUUUGAUUGAGUUACUAUAGGACAUCUUUUCAAAGUUCUGUUGCGCACAGCACUUAGCUGUAUUGAUUUAUUAUAUUUCUCUGGCAUCUGUAACUCAAAUUAAUUAUUAUCACUCAUAGUUUCUUAGGUCUUCCAUUUUAAUGUUACAAUUUCUGCAUUUGCCAUUUUUUUAGUUACUAGCCUGUAAAUUCUAUCUAAUCUAAUAGCUGCAGAGCAUUGUAAUGUUUUCAACUAGGUAGUUCACUCAUUUGCUUUUCUUUGAAAGAAUUAUGCUCAAUAUUUAUGAACAAAAGCAAAGAACAACUCAUUUUGUACUCAAGAUGUUAGUAAUACUUGCUAUGCAGGACACCUCAAACAAAACAGCAAAACUAAUGUACAAUUUAACAUCUAUUGCAAAAGAUCUGUAUUGAAUCAUAGAAUAGUGAUCUCAUUUUGGCUUGAGCUAGACAAUUAAUUAAGAGCAGUAAUUAUCACUGCCUUAUGAACUGUUUGCUGUGGGGCGUCCAAUGAACCUGCUCUAAUGCUACUCUAGCUCAAUGCUUAUGCUGUACCAAUCAGUUAGUAAGGUCACAAACUUCUUAAUAUGUUGCCUGUGUUAAAUUUUCAGAAGAGCAUACAUGUGAUAAAUUUAAUUGACUUUAUGUUGAGGGGCUGGCCUUUGUGCGCUCUGAGGUAAAAGUCUGUUGUGUACAUUAUUUUUUUACUUUUGUUUUAAAGUUUUGAGAUGAGUAAUGGAAUUUAUGUGCACUGAUGCACUUGUUUUAUUGCAUAUGUGCUCUCAUAAUUGUAAAGCACACUUGCUUUACUCUCACCAAAUAAUUUUUCUCUGACAGGUAAUUUUUGUUACAUCAGAGGGAAAGUUUUCAUUGUUGGCAAAAAUUCUUUGUUCAUUUAUAUAUUUAAUUUGUUGAACUAUGUAUACAGUUUUGUCCAUCCUGUCUCAUGGGAAUCAUUAACAUAAUUUGAUGCUACCUAUCUUCCAUUUUUGUAUGUUAUGAUUGCUUUAUAAAUUUAUUAUAGGGGCAUUGUGGCAAAGUGUUCCUUUGUCUUAACCAAUGCUUUCGUUACAUUUGAAAAUAAUAAUUCUACUGUACUUACAUGUGUUUAAGAUGUACUUAUCAUGGAAUUUUACAUGUAUUAAGUGCUUGAUUCUCUCAAAAAACUGAAUCAGAGAAUUGGACCAUGCUUGUUCUUGUACUGUUUUGAUUUUUGAUCAAGUGUGAUAGGAUGUGAUUUGAUCUUUAAAUAACGGUGUGUUUCUGAACCCUGCUUGAGAAUUUUGAUUUGGGGCUCUAGCGUUGUCUUUUUAUUAAAUUAUCAUUCUCUACUUUUUCUUUAAAAUUCUUAAGCUAUGCAUGUGUUUGUUUCAAAUACACUUUAAAAGCUUGGUGUUAUUGUACAGAAUCCCAUUUUUCUUUGUAAUUAUAAUUUCUUUACCUUGUUGCAAUUUAGGUUCCUUGCUGUCAAUUAUUUCGCUGAGCAGGAUCAACGAAAAUGUGCCUUAAUAACAUGUUUUUAGCAAAUAUUAUUGUUAUGAAAAGCUUUACUUAGCUUUGAAUCAACAUCAGCCCAUUCAUGAAGUCCUAAAUUCUGGUAAUUAUUGUUCUUUAAUUACUGAUAAUAACAUAAUACUCCCUGUCAACUUACAUAGCUUAGUGAAUGAAGCAAAAAUGAAGGGAAGGUUCAGACAUCAGAUUUCACCUUGGAUUUGGUACUGUUUAAUUGAUCUUACAGAAGCAGUAAGCAGUAAAGCUUUCUUUGUUAGAAUUUUGCUCACUAUAUUGUUUUUAUUCUUCGUCCAACAAUGUUGAGUUACCUGAUAUGAAGUAUAUUUUAGACGUUGAUUUUAAAUUGUACCCAAAAUAAACAAACAAAAAAGUGUUGUAUCUCAUUGCUCAUUUUGGUGAAAAUACUGAAUAUUACUGUUUUUUAAUCAAUUGCAUUGUGACAUUAUGGUGAAAAUACUGUAUCUUAUUGUAUUGUGAACUUUUGCAUUCUGUACAAAGCUUGCUUUUUAAAGUUAAGAAAUAUGCACUCCUGUUAUUCACAUUUGCUGCACUGUUAUGUACUGGAGUUUGAAGUGUUGGCUUAUGGGUAUUAGUGCAACUGGCUUAGAUAUCUACCUACACUUUGUUUGUAGUGAAAAUUAUUUGGUGGAGGUGGCGACCCCCUAUUGAGGUGAUGUCAGGGAGUGUGAUUUAUUAUUUUCCUGUGCUGUAACUUUACUUCCUCUUGUGUUUAGAAAGUGUGUGCUCUUUCAUCACCUAUGGAUUCGGCACUUAUGGAUUGUUGGAUCCUGUUGUGCGGUAUUCUGAUACAAUAAGCGGUGCAAUGAAUAUCUAUGGUAGAUGCAAUUUGUGUUUUUAGAAAUUUUGUUUGUAGGUGAUUACUAAGUGUAUGGUAUGUACCUAUCUAUCUAUGUAUAUGUACAUCUAGCUGUCAACUUAGUUGUAGCUAUCACCUUUUGGUGUUUAUUACAUUUCAUUAUUAUCAGUGGUUUAAUUGAAAGAAUGGUGAGGUGAGAAUUUUAUGUGACCCUUGCAGUUAAUUCCUUGUUGUGUCUUUGAGCCAUCUCUGUGUAUUACCUAAGGUGUUGACACAGAGAGUUGUAUGCCUUCUGCCAUGGCAUCCUUUUUUUUUUAAAAAAAGGAACAAAAGCGGUGUGGAUUAUUAUCUAUCAAGGACAGGGUCAAAUGAAGAAAAAUUUGUGAUUUGUCAGUGGUCAUGACCUUCUUAAGAAAAUGAUUUCUUAACUUAUCUCCUGUACUUGUUUUUUUUUAAAAUGUUAAGGCAAUUUCCUGUCUUUUGUUUUCAAGUCUGUCAUGUUAGUUAGUGUUCCUGUUUUUCUCCUUCCAAUGAUAAUCUCCUUACAUUUCUUCUUUCAUAUUGAAAUUGUAUCUUCAUAUCUAAAAUCUAGUCAUGACUGUUUUAUCUUUACAAGUAGCCGUUAUAUUCAGCUUGAAACAUUUUUAAUAAGUAGCCAGUAGACUAUUCUUUGUGUUCAUUUUUCCAAUUUGUGCUUAAUUAUAUCAGAUUUAAAGGCCACCUAGGAAUGUCUUAAGUAUUUAUGUUUUUAUAUGUCUAGUUGUGAAGGUUGGUUUGUUCAACUUAUGUUUUGACUAUACCCCCAACCUUUUACACUGGUACUGAGGUUCCCUGGCAGAUCCCUACUCUGAAACAGUCAAACACUUAUGGAAAUUAGUAGAAAUGACUGAAUUUAAUGGAGGACAUCUUACGUUUUUCUAUGCUUGCAUCCAAUACAAGCUAUCGAUUGAUCUUUUAAUUUUUAUCCUCCUUCCCACAUUAUAAGCUCAUCACAUAAUGUGCUAAGACCAAUUACUUUACCUAAUCCGCAUAUACGUAUAUUGUUCUAAGAAAGCUUGAAUUCAGUGUGGGCGUUUUUGUGUAACUUGCUUGCUAGGUUAUUCACACUUAUUUUAUUAUUAUUUUUUUUUUAAUUAGGUGUAAGGAAAGAUAGUUUAGCCCUGGACAAUGUGAGUCACAGAUCUUAACACAUCUUAAUGUGGUAUUCUUGUGUGGUCGUCAGUUGAGGUGGCUAGUUGAUAUUGCACCUGAAUCUGUUGUGAAGCCCAGGAGUGUUGUCGGUGGACUGCAUGCCUAGUCCUGCAAGAAGUCUGAUACAAUUGUCAUCUGUGAUGCUUUGGGAUAAAAUGCCUUGAAUUUGGUAAGACUGAUUUCAGAUUUUGUAAGAUGGGACUAAGACUUGAGUGGUGUAGGUUUAACAGUUUGAAAGUGAGUUUAGCUGGCAAAAUAAGACACUAUAAAAUGAAUAUCCUAAAGUUUAUAUCAUGUUGUAUGUUGCAUAUGUUUGAAAUGGAUCUUGAGCGACUUUGCCAGAAAGGAUUGUGAUAAGAUUUGAUGUGCUUGUGCACAUGUUACCUUCUGAGGUGUGCUGUGUGAAUGGGGUUUCAUCAUUGCUGAGGUUUAUCUAGUGACCGACAAAAUGGAAAAUUGCUGCAUUUGUUUGCUUUGCUGUCAGGGCUGCCAGAAUGUUCACAGUUCUGUUUGUUUCUGGCUUGAAAGCUAUAAAUGAUAUAUUUCUUAAAAUGAUAUAUUUCUUAAUGAACAGCUACUGUUUCAUUAUUUAAUUGUGUAGCACUGAAAGGUUAAUCACAACCACAACCAAACAUUAUGACUAGCAUACUAGUGCUUUUCCACUUGUCAGUCAUUGGAUAUACCCCUGUAGCCUAACGUUUUGUGGACUAUGACUGAUGCUGUUUAAGCCUGAAAUAAAGUACAGUACAAAAGAAAA
Molecule: messenger RNA, 6809 nt
Organism: Frankliniella occidentalis (western flower thrips)
Lineage: Eukaryota; Metazoa; Arthropoda; Insecta; Thysanoptera; Thripidae
Product: zinc finger protein ZFP2
Exons: 6
Coding region: 193-2151 (652 amino acids)
Biological process (GO): regulation of transcription by RNA polymerase II
Cellular component (GO): chromosome; nucleus
Molecular function (GO): DNA-binding transcription factor activity, RNA polymerase II-specific; zinc ion binding; RNA polymerase II transcription regulatory region sequence-specific DNA binding
Source: RefSeq, a predicted model, not a curated record